GGGCGGCGUGCAGCUUGACUUGACUUACAGUUCUAUUUUUUUCUAAUAAUGUUGAUCGAGAAAGUCUGAAAAUUUACGUGAGUUUAGUCGUACGCCAUCUUUUGGUGUGUGUUGAAAAGUUAGUACACCGCACGGUAAAGGUUAAUACUUACGAAUUACAAUCUUAUUAUAAGAGACUGAUAGAGUUAUUCAUUGUCAGUAUUGAAAAUUGAACCAUUUUUUAAAUUCUUCACUUGUAAAAUGGGUAGUGGCGAUUACGAAGUAAAAUCGUAUUUUUCUCGUAAAAGGCGAUGGACAGAACAUGAAAAAAAGAGUUUAUUAGUAGCCUUAAGAUCUCACGGUUCGUCUGAUAUUGAAAAAUUAAAAGAACAUUUGCCUAACAAAACAACUAAAUCAAUUCAGCAAAUGAUCAAGAAAUACAAAGCAAUUGCAGAUUUAGGAAAAAAGGACAUUUAUUCUCCAUUAGAUGUAUGGGUGAGAAGUGGUAUAUUUGAUGCUGAAAGUAAUAUGAUUUCUGAAGCUCUGCUGUUUAUUUACUUGUUCGAGAAACAUCCACCCCCGAAUCAGACGGCAGGAUUUGAUAUCAAGAAUGUUUACAAAUUCAUGUAUGAGGCUGCAACUGGGGAACCUACAACUAACUUAUCAAGGAAAACAGCUUACAUGUUAAAGGACUUGAUUUACACAGUGGAUAGAGAAUUUGAUGGAAAUUUAAUGGAGACAACUGAUUGGCUGAUUAGUGAGUUAGCCUGUGCUGAUUCAGAAAGAUGUUAUAAAAAGAAGAAAAGAAAUACAGAUUCAGAUGAAAACACAAAUACAGGACAAAAUUCUAAUUAGUUGAAAUAAACCUCUUCAAUAAUAAUAUUUUACAUUUAAACUUGUUGCGAUUAACAAGUUUAACUCUAUUGUGAUAUUUAAAGAUCAAUUGUUUUUGCAUUAGAAAUUUAGUCCAUUAUUUAAAAUUAUUACCUAUACAACAAUUAUAUUUGAAACAUUAUAAUUUUUGUACAAGAUAUUCAUUUGUUAUAUUUAUACUUAAGAGAGUAAAAAAUAUUUUGAUAUACUAAAAAAUAGUCAGGUGCAAAAAUGCAUAAAUACAUAAUCAUGUUCGUUUUAUGACUAGCCAGCUUUUCAAAAAACUUACAUGCAGAAAAUUCCAAAUAUAUAUAUUCUUUUGGAUA
Trichogramma pretiosum is the source of this 1178-nucleotide messenger RNA. RefSeq lists its product as uncharacterized. The transcript is spliced from 2 exons. The record is from RefSeq and is a predicted model, not a curated record. The coding region runs from base 241 to 834 and encodes 197 amino acids. Lineage: Eukaryota; Metazoa; Arthropoda; Insecta; Hymenoptera; Trichogrammatidae.